Messenger RNA from Benincasa hispida (wax gourd), 789 nucleotides. NCBI's taxonomy places the organism in Eukaryota, Viridiplantae, Streptophyta, Magnoliopsida, Cucurbitales, Cucurbitaceae. The record is from RefSeq and is a predicted model, not a curated record.
AUCCCAACGGUCAUUCAUUCGUCAUCUUCUCCUCUCUCUCGUCCGAGAAGCAAAGCAUCAGAGUAAAAUGCAGACCACAGCCAUAGUUCCUUCUUCAAGUGGCUCCAUUUUCUUCAACCCCCUUCUCAAUUUUACCCUUUCAAAUCCCAUAAUUCCACCCAGAUCCCCAUUCCUCUCGACCCUUGUAGCAGUUUCCGAUGGAUUGCAGGCCCAAACAUCGAUCAUUUGCGCUAGAAAGAAGAAGAAAAGUCCCGGAUUUCAGAGAUCAACCAAAUUGAUGCUUGAAUUGGCUUCUCUCUUAGUUUCCAAUCUCAAGAUCUUGCCGCCACCGCUGGAUUUAGUCGUCACGGAAUUGAGCGGCGGAGAUGGAAACGGAGGUGGUUCGCGGUUGUGGAGGGGUUUUGGUGGAGGGGGCUAUGAUGGAUGGAGAGGUAAAAGGAAGAAGAAACCAUUGUUGAUUGGGUUUUUGAUUGUUUGUGGUCUUGUUUUGUUGUUUAUGACUGAUUUUGAGAUCGAUACGGUUUGUGGUGUUCUUGGAUUUGCUUUAUUCAGUGUUGCAUUGAUUCAAUUGUGGCUGAAAAGUGGGAUUUCGAAAGAUUUCGUUUGGGGGUUUGGCCUUUUCGGCAUUUUGAUUGCCUUGGGAUUGAGAAGAUCUGAAAUGCAAAAAUGGGUUGGAAAAUUAGGGAUUUACAGUCCAAAGAUGAAGAGUUUGAGAAGAAAAAUUAGAGGCAAGAAAAUUUUCUGAGAGCGCUCUUCGAUAAACACAAUAUAUAUAUCUAUAAGUAUUUU